Messenger RNA from Myotis myotis, 936 nucleotides. RefSeq names its product keratin-associated protein 4-6-like. NCBI's taxonomy places the organism in Eukaryota, Metazoa, Chordata, Mammalia, Chiroptera, Vespertilionidae. The record is from RefSeq and is a predicted model, not a curated record. The transcript is spliced from 5 exons. The coding region runs from base 1 to 936 and encodes 311 amino acids.
AUGAGCUGCUCCUCUUGCUGCCAGCCCACCUGCUACAGGACCACAUGCAGAACCACCUGCUGGAGGCCCGCCUGCUGUGGGUCCAGCUGUUGUGGGUCCUGCUGCUGCCAGCCUUGCUGCCGCCCUUGCUGUGGGUCCAGCUGCUGCCAGCCUUGCUGCCGCCCUUGCUGUGUGAGCAGCUGCUGCCAGCCUUGCUGCUGUAGCACUCCCUGCUGCCAGCCCAGCUGCUGUGGGUCCAGCUGUGGCGGGUCCUGCUGCUGCUCACCCUGCUGCCAGCAAGUUUGCUGCAGUCCCGUGAAUGUCUGCAGAACCUGCUACCACCCCACCUGCUGCUGCGUGCCUGGGUGCAUAAGCUAUGGCUGCGGAUCCAGCUGUGGCCAGCCCUGCUAUUAUGUUCCUGACAAAAUAAACCCACCCUCCACACCUGACACCAUGUGCUGCUCCCCUUGCUGCCAGCCCACCUGCUGCAGGACCACCUGCUGGAGGCCCACCUGCUGUGGGUCCAGCUGUGGAUCCUGCUGCUGCCAGCCUUGCUGCCGCCCUUGCUCCCAGCUGCUGUGGGUCCAGCUGUGGCGGGUCCUGCUGCUGUUCUCCCUGCUGCCAGCAAGUUUGCUGCAGUCCCGUGAAUGUCUGCAGAACCUGCUACCACCCCACCUGCUGCUGCGUGCCUGGGUGCAUAAGCUAUGGCUGCGGAUCCAGCUGUGGCCAGCCCUGCUGCUGCUGAUCGCCUUGCCAGACAACCACCAUUUGCACACAUCCCACCUGCUACAGGACCACAUGCAGAACCACCUGCUGGAGGCCCACCUGCUGUGGGUCCAGCUGCUGUGGGUCCUGCUGCUGCCAGCCUUGCUGCCGCCCUUGCUGUGGGACCAGCUGCUGCCAGCCUUGCUGCCGCCCUUGCUGUGUGAGCAGCUGCUGCCAGCCUUGCUGCUGUAG